CUCCUCCUCCUCGCCCUCAGGCCUAGAUGGAGGCGAAGGAGGGGAGGGGCGCCUGGCCGUGAAGUGGGGCGCUGGGCAAGAGUUGUCCCAGCCUUGUGAAGCGUCCCCUCCCCACACUCCAGGCUUGGGCAGAGGCCUUCUGAGGAGCCUGGAUGCCCAAAAGAAAGGGGAGGAGGAGAUGUAAAUCCAGAUGGAGCGCUCAGAAGCCGGAGGCCAAAUACAGCACCAAAGGCAGCCACUGCCUUGGGGGAAGUUGGUCCGGUUGGGGGCUGAAGAAGCAGAGCCACACCUCUUGCUGUUGAAGAAAGAGUGGACUAUUGGCAGGAAAAAAGGUUGUGACCUGUCUUUUCCUGGCAACAAACUGGUGUCUGGAGAUCACUGUAAAAUAAUAGUGGAUGAAGAAUCUGGUCAAGUAUCACUGGAGGAUACCAGCACUAAUGGAACAGUUAUUAAUAAACAGAAGGUGGUGAAGAAGCAAAUUUGCCCUUUGCAGACUGGAGAUGUGAUCUAUGUUGUUUACAGGAAAAAUGAGCCAGAAAACAAUGUUGCGUAUCUUUAUGAAUCCUUAAACCCAAAACAGGACCCAGCUAAUGAACCAGUAGAAGCCAAUGUUGAAAGCAUGUGCCAUGUGACCAAAGAUACCUCAAGUACCGGACAAAGCGAUGAUGGGACCUCAAUGGCGUCGCCGCCGUCAGCUUGUCAGACGAGCUACGACGAACCGCAGCCAUCCACUUCUACAUCAAACCUCUUUAACACUGCUCCUACCUCUCUCGCUGAGUCCGUUUCCACUGGGCAGGAUAAUCCCUCAACAUCCGGUAAAGGGUCACAAGCUUACACCGUCACUCCUGCACCUGCUUUGCCUACCUUAGCGUCACGUGGUCCGGAAGUGUCACUUGAACACAAGCAGCCAAAUGUAAAUACUGAAACUUCUGACGUUUCUUCAGGGGACAAAGAGAAAAUGGCGUCCGCUACGCCUGAGCUUAAAAGCAGGGAUGAAGAGGAAGCCUUGGAGCCUGCUAGGAAGAAAAUAAAGGGAGAUGGUGAUGCCGGCUCGUACCUUCAGGUGAUUAUUCCUAAUGAAUGUGCAAUUAAAACGGGCCCCGAAGACGCAAAGUCAGCCAAUGUGAAGCCAGACAAAAUGGAAGAAACGCUCACCUGUAUCAUCUGCCAGGAACUGCUGCACGACUGUGUCAGCUUGCAGCCCUGUAUGCACACUUUCUGCGCCGCUUGUUACUCAGGGUGGAUGGAACGCUCCUCUCUCUGUCCGACUUGUCGUUGUCCGGUGGAACGUAUCUGUAAAAAUCAUAUUUUGAACAACUUGGUGGAAGCUUAUCUCAUCCAGCAUCCAGAUAAGUGCCGUAAUGAAGAGGAUGUGCGAAGCAUGGAUGCCCGGAACAAAAUCACUCAAGACAUGCUUCAGCCAAAGGUGCGAAGGUCCUUUUCAGAUGAAGAAGGAAGUUCCGAAGAUCUGCUAGAACUGUCGGAUGUAGAUAGUGAAUCCUCCGAUAUUAGUCAGCCAUACAUUGUGUGCCGACAGUGUCCGGGAUAUCGUCUGCAACCUGUUCAGCCCCUUGCUUCUCCGGUUCUGGAAGGAGAAACCGAAGCGGUGCAAGCUUUGGGGGACGCACCAUCUACCUCUGCCAACUUUCCGACAGCUGUCCAGGAGUAUGUGUGCCCUUCUCAAGGAAGCCAUGUGAUAUGCACUUGCUGCUUCCAGCCCAUGCCGGACCGGAGAGCGGAGCGUGAACAGAAUCCACAUAUUGCCCCCCAGCAAUGUACCAUCUGCCUCCAACCCUUCUGCCAUUUGUACUGGGGCUGCACUCGGGUGGCUUGUUGUGGCUGCUUGGCACCAUUCAGUGAAAUAAACCUUGGUGACAAGUGUUUAGAUGGCGUUUUGAACGGCAAUAACUAUGAAUCGGAUAUUCUAAAGGAUUACCUGGCAUCCAGGGGUUUGACAUGGAAAAGCGUGUUAAACGAAAGUCUCCUAGCUCUUCAAAGAGGAGUUUUUAUUUUACCAGAUUACCGGAUUACUGGAGAAACGGUGCUGUGUUACUGUUGUGGCCUCCGCAGCUUCCGAGAGCUUGCAUAUCAGUACAGGCAGAAUAUUCCUGUGGCUGAAUUGCCAGUGGCUGUCACGUCACGUCCCGAUUGCUAUUGGGGACGCAACUGCCGGACUCAGGUCAAAGCACACCAUGCUAUGAAGUUCAAUCACAUUUGCGAACAAACACGAUUCAAAAACUGAUGAAGGCGCUUUGGGCAUUCAACUGGUCUGAAUACUUGCAGCCUGUAAGAAGGAAGGGGGAAAUUAAACCUGAAAUGCUGCCUCCACAGUAAUCGUUUCAUUGUUCCCUCAUAGCGGGGAACUGGUAACUCUUUACAUCAGGUACCCUGAUGUGAUAUUUUUAAUCUGUAAAGUUUUGCAGUUUAUGAGCAGGGCAGAAUUCCUGUUCUCCGUUGUUGAAUUCUCCUUUAAAAAGAACAAGCAAUUCGUUCAUGUUUAAAUUUCCCAUAUUCAUCAUGUUUUUGACUUACAGCAUCGUCAGCGGAUGGAAAGGUACUAAUAGCAUUGGGUAAAAUAGGGGGGAUUGACACUGUGUGGUAGAAACUGGGCGAUUCUCUAUUUUAAAAUAAAUUGAGAGCUAUUGUUUGUGGAAUAAACUGUGAAACGCCCCUACCAGUGAGAGGUGGCAGGAUGCAAAAAAAAUUGCUAGGCAAGAUAUAUAGACAGGCGACACUAUUCAUCUACUCCACCUAAUUGGUGCAGAACCCUUUGGGCUGUCUCUCUAGAUCUUCCUAAGAGGAUUGGUUGCACAGCCCUAAUCCCCGCCUGUCAACAUGCCUGCCGAAAGGUAAUUGCUGGGUUGGGCCUGGACUCUUCAGUUGUUCCUGACACUUUGAGGUGCCCUGUCAUUUCCUGCAACACUGCACAGUCCUGACAGAAUGAUACGAUGCCCAAUUAGUGCAAUCAAGAUGCACUCCUUAUAUCGGCGGUGGAAUAAAUUGGGGCAAUCUUUUUUUAUUAUUAUUAGUCAGAGCUUUUGGUUUCCCUAGAAUCCCUGUGGCCCUGCUCCCUUCUUUUUCAUGUGUUUGCUCUGGGACUCAGGACACAGACAAGAGCUAAGUCUUCUUCUGAUACCUAGUGUACUUGGAGCAGUUUCCAUGCUAUUGUUUUGAGAGCCAUGCUCCACCGUCACCCUGGACCACCUUUUACGAAGGAAAUGUGUUAAUGCAAUCCAUAUUUUUAAAAGCCAUUAAGGGAAAAGGUCUGGUCAUAAUUUAGAGGCACCCCACGUUUUUAUUAACAAUUGUUUUCUCCCAUUGUUACACUGGAAAUCCCUUUUCUUCCUUCCUUUUUGCUUCACCAAACAAUGAAGCAGUCUCAAGGUUGUUGCGAUCAAAGCCAAGCACUUUUAGGUGCCAUCGCUAUCAAUAGGACUUAAAUGUUCUUGACUUUGUUUCUGCCCAUAAUCUUACAUUAAUGAGUUUCCUGUCAUUAAACAAAGGAGCGGGGUGAGUUUUCUUUCUUUUUCUUUUUUUGUCUCUUAGCAUGUUGGCUAACUAUGACAGAAUCACCUUUUUUUUAUCAAGUUUUUGUAAGCAGUCUUUCAACUUUAGAAUUCGACAACAAAAAUAGCACAAAUAAUUUGCUAUAUGAGAAAUUGUCUUUGAAAUUAUCUGUGCACCGAAUACAUUUCUGCUUUGUUAGUCGAUGUGCAGAUUGUAAAACAAGCCUUGACAGGAUGGGGUGUAGAACAAAUUGCCUUUCCUCCUCCCCCCCUGGAAUUAAUUUUGUUGCUAAAUUAGCAAUAUCACUGUUCAGCAAUACACUAAAUACAUUUUUACAACAUAGACUACUUUAAAAAAAACCAUGCUGGUAGGUUUAAUACCUUGCCAACGUCGCUGUCUUCCUUUGUAGUAAUAAUGGGCACAGUGCAGCCUAUUUAGCAGCUGCUUAAAUCUCUCCUAUUUAAAACCAGUGGAAUUUAAUAGUGCUGGGUGUGAUCCAGGCUAAGUUAUUAAUUCAAACUGCAUUACGUUUUUAGAAACGGGGAUGACUCCGGAGAAUGCUUCCAUACCCCAAGAUAGUAAUGUGGGAACUGACCCAAAGAGGAAACCAACAGGCUAAACUAGGAUAUAAUGCCAAUUCUGGUGUAUUUUAAGGAUGGGGUUGAAGAACUGGUCACUUUAACCUUACAAGCUUCAUUCUUCCAUUCCUGGCUUUAAAAAUGCAGAGCUUCCAAAGCGCGAUGGUGUUGACUAUGUCCAAAUCAAUAGGUUCUGGGGAGCCCGAUAGAAAUUGAUUUACUUUAAAAAAAACACACACAGCAUAAGUAGCAAUACUACACUCACUGUAUUUGUCAACAAUUGGAGUGCACUUAAACCUUGAUGCAAUCGACAGCUGACUGCUCUAGACUGCAUCUGAAACAUGGGUAAACUGGAUUAAAUCUCGCCUCACAAUCUAAGAGUUGAUUCAUGCUUUCUGUUUGUUAGUGGUGUGGGAGCCUUUUCCCUGUAUCUGUUUCCCACAUCGCUCCUGUAACGUUGAAAUGGAAGAAGCAGAUGAGAAGAACCAUACACACACCAUCUUGAUCCACCUCAAUUUGGUCUCUGAUACGUGGAUGGUCCUUCCCAGGUAAAUCCACGCCUCCUAAAUAUUUCCCUUAUUCAAAUCUGGGAAGCAGCCACAGGGAACUGACUUCCAUGAUGUCACUAUUGGUAAGCGUGAAUCAGACUCUUGAGUCCCUGUCUGAUAUCCGGCUGUGCUCUUUAUAAUACACGGUGAGGUCACGUCCUAAAAGAAUAGUAAACAUGUGUUGCAGAGGCUGGAAAGACCAAAGGGUAAUAAUGCACUAUGUGAGAACUGUUACCUUUUGGAGAAACCAGGAUUACUCCUGGAUUUCCCGCUAUAAGGGGUGGGUGGGAAACAAAGACGUGUCAGGCAUCCUCAGGAGAGUACAAUGUUUUAGCUGAUUACAGCUGUCGUAGCCCAGACUAAGGCUAUCUCUAGACAUUAAACUUAAAUAACUACGGUUGGUGGGUUGGAUCACAAAACUAGCAACUGUAUUCAAACAGGACUUGGAAACAGCUUGCUCCCAUGUGACCAGAAUGGUGUUUGAAUAGUUUUUGUCUCUACUCAUACGUUUGUUUACUACAGUCCUGGCUUAAACAGGCUCCCCUACCUAACAGUGCUAACUUCAUCAUCUAAACCUUACAUAGGGAAAUAGUUAAUAGGCAAAUAUGCAAUAUUAUGAAGUCAUCUAACAACACGCAGCUAUACAUUGGUGUCCCGUAUCAUUUCACUGGAUGGAGUGGAAGUCAAUCUUGACCAUCUUGGCUUGGAAGUAAGGGGAAUAUUUUUAUAUAUAUGCAGCUGGCAUACUGCUGUUCCUGGCUUCCAGUUGAUGACUUCCAUGUCUGAAUGUUUUCCCUAAAUCAAACAGUCACAAGUCUAGACGUAGGGUUUAGCCAAGUCUUCCAGAAAUGCUAAGUAGUAUUCAGCUGUGCAACCCUCUCCCUGCAGCCCAAAGUGGUACGGUCCAGGAAAGUCUUUACCACUUUAUUCUCCUGGUCAUGUCAACUGACCUGAAAGGAGAGGGUUUUCUAUCGUGCUCAGGCCACUUAGCACUUUGUUGCCACAGAAGGGGCUUAUAGCACAGGGUUCAUUCUAACAGCAAAAGAUACAACUUCUCAAGUAGCAAGUUCAGGAUUAAUAUGCCAGUUACUUACAUUUAGGGAGGUGAGCAUGUGUUAUUAGUGACGAACAGGGUGUGUGCGUUAAACUUCCAACUGUAAAGGUUUGGGGUCUGGCUUUAAAAUGCCUGUUAUGCUCUACAAAAUAAAUAUUAUGGAAUGGCCUCUUUUCUAGUUAUAUUUUUGCACAAAAGAAAGCUGUUAUGGAAUAAUCCUUGAACUUUGCAAAACAGAAAAUGUACAUUCGAUUUUGUUCUAACACUGCUAACUGCAUUGUUUUAAAAAAAAUUCUUAAAAGCUUUGGAAAACAGCUUAAAUGCACGCAGUUCUUGUAUCCUCUCAGGCAGACCAUUCAUUCCCAGCUGCUUGGUUAGUUUUCAGCUCAGGCAGUGCAUGUAAGCAUUUUUAUUUUGCAUAUAUAGAAAAAAAGAGCCCUUUGCACUUUGCGACAGGGGGCCUCCUUUGCAUUCCGUGUUCCUGCAAACUGGACAGGCUUCUAGCAGAGGCUUCCUGCUUUAUUGGUGGACAGGUUGAAAUUUUAUGGGCAGAUCAAUAGAAAAGGUUGUGUUUUACAUUUCGCUUGUAAUGGUUCGUACUGGAUACACAUUUGCUUGCUCUGUACACAUCAGUACCAUCUGGUGAACAAAAGGAAAUAAACAAUCCUCUCUACUGCACAUCAAAAACUACCUGAACAUCAGAGGGCUGUGAAUCUCCUUUGACGCUGCCCUCCUCCUUUAUAAAAAGACUAAAUCUACUUUUCUAUGCAUUAGGAGAUCGAAGUAGUGCAAUGGAAUAAAAAGGUGUUCUUUUUCUUGUGCAUUUGUUGUACCUUUUUUAAAAAAGUGAAAAAUAUUAAUUUUACCAAUGUUGGUGGGGCUGAAUCAACCUUUAAACUUUUAAUGUGCUCUUUAAGUGAUGAAGAGCUCCAUUCUUCAUGGGUAUUACAUACUCUUAUAUGUUUUAGUCCUCUU
Elgaria multicarinata webbii is the source of this 6662-nucleotide messenger RNA. It is a transcript of the gene CHFR, whose product is annotated as checkpoint with forkhead and ring finger domains. Lineage: Eukaryota; Metazoa; Chordata; Lepidosauria; Squamata; Anguidae. The transcript is spliced from 18 exons. Bases 191 to 2242 code for a protein of 683 amino acids. Gene Ontology annotation, molecular function: protein binding; ubiquitin-protein transferase activity. Gene Ontology annotation, biological process: mitotic cell cycle checkpoint signaling; ubiquitin-dependent protein catabolic process; protein ubiquitination. The record is from RefSeq and is a predicted model, not a curated record. Gene Ontology annotation, cellular component: nucleus.